AAUCCUGUCAAGUCAUGUGAUCCGCAUUUGUGAUAUGAUUGGCUAAUGUCUCUUCCUGGGUCCUCCUCCGGAGCAGCUGUCUAUGCUUGGGACAGUGACUCGCGUCUGACACCAUGGAUAAGGAUAUUUCGCAGGUGAUCGUGGUUGGUUCCUGUAUGACUGAUCUUGUCAGUAUAACCCCUCGCCUGCCUAAGGCCGGAGAGACGAUACACGGGAGCAAGUUCUUCAUAGGAUUUGGGGGCAAAGGAGCAAACCAGUGUAUACAAGCAGCUCGGCUCGGGGCUCGGACAGCCAUGGUCUGCAAGGUCGGUGACGAUUCUUUUGGGAACAACUACAUUGAAAACUUCCAGAAGAAUCAAGUUUGCACGGACUUUGUGGCUCAGACGGCAGCAGCGGCUACAGGAGCAGCCUCUAUAAUUGUGAACGCAGAAGGUCAGAACGCUAUUGUUAUUGUAGCUGGGGCCAACCUACUGCUGGAUUCCGGAGACCUAGCGAGAGCGUCUGCGGCCAUUUCUAGAGCCCGCGUGAUGGUCUGUCAGCUGGAGACAAGCCCACCAGUGUCCCUGGAGGCCUUGAAGGUCGCCCGCAGGAGUGGGGUUAAAACAAUUUUCAACCCGGCUCCAGCCAUAGCUGACCUAGACCCUGCUUUCUUCACCCUAUCGGACGUCUUCUGCUGCAAUGAGAGUGAGGCGGAGAUAUUAACAGGUAUCCAGGUGAAUAAUGCCGGAGAUGCGGGAAAGGCCGGCUUGGCGCUGCUGGAACGUGGCUGUAACCUGGUCCUGGUGACAUUGGGAGGGGAAGGAUCUGUGAUUUUAUCAAAGGAGGAGCCAACGCCCAAGCACGUAGCGACACAUAAAGUGACAGCUGUGGACACUACGGGGGCUGGAGACAGUUUUAUUGGGGCUCUGGCUUUCUAUAUGGCACGGUAUCCUCAGCUCAGCAUGGAAGAAAUGGUGAAAAGGUCAAACUACAUUGCGUCGGUGAGCGUGCAGGCAGUGGGAACGCAGACAUCCUAUCCGUACCGGAAAGACCUUCCUCAGGACUUCUUCUCAUAAAGGAAAUAUGGGGGAAUGUAAAGUAUGUCCUCUACUCCAGAACCUUCUAAGGAAGCUCAUAAAAUGUACGCUAAUUACGGUGAACUGAAAUGACCUCUUCACUGUACAAUAUAGGGCAAUCUCUGCUCAUUGAAACCAAGGUACUCCCAAUGCUGAGAAAUGCAUCCCCCAAACAGUAAUACCCUGAUGCAUUUUAACAGUUCGGUGUGUAGUACCUUCUACUGCCAGCAGGUGUCAGUGUUGUUGCCAUUUAGAACCGUUUAAUUUUCUGUACAGGGAUGACAAUAGUGACACCCUCAGGCUAUAUAGAGGUAUUACACAUCACAAAUAUAUGUGUCAUAGGAAAAAUCAUCAGCAGGACUACAAAGCAAUGCAACUCUUUAGAAUAGUAAAAUAAACUGAUUUUGAUUACAAUUAAUUUCAAACAAAAACAUUGAGUGUAUAAUGCAGUAUGUGCCAGCUGUGACAUCAAUGCAACAGAUGAUGAAACAUAAUUUGUAAACCAUGUUGGUGCUGUAUAAAUAAAGGUUAACAAUAAAAUAAUACAACCGUGGUGUCCUGGUCAA
Molecule: messenger RNA, 1621 nt
Organism: Pseudophryne corroboree (corroboree frog)
Lineage: Eukaryota; Metazoa; Chordata; Amphibia; Anura; Myobatrachidae
Gene: RBKS
Product: ribokinase
Exons: 9
Coding region: 114-1055 (313 amino acids)
Biological process (GO): D-ribose metabolic process
Molecular function (GO): ribokinase activity
Source: RefSeq, a predicted model, not a curated record